Effrenium voratum is the source of this 861-nucleotide messenger RNA. NCBI's taxonomy places the organism in Eukaryota, Dinophyceae, Suessiales, Symbiodiniaceae. The record is from the annotation of a GenBank genome assembly.
GACUGCUAUGUGGUGCUGGACUUUGAAGCCACCUGCGACAAACCUGUUCAGGUGAAGCCGCAGGAAAUCAUCGAAUUCCCCAUGGUCUUGGUGGACGCAACGUCUCACAAGAAGGUGAAGGAGUUCCGAACCUAUGUCCGGCCCACCGCCAAUCCGAAGAUCACCGCCUUUUGCACCGAGCUGACCGGCAUCACCCAGGAGCAGGUGGACGUGGCCCCCGCCUGGUCGGAGGCUCUGAGGCUGGGCGAGGCCUGGCUGCGAGAGCAAAGCGGCUAUAGCAGGCCGCUCUUUGUGACCUGUGGCGACUGGGAUUUGCGGCAGAUGGUGGUGGAGCAAUGCAAGCAGUGCCAGCAGCCAGUGCCAGGCAUGUUCAAGAAGUGGCUGAACAUAAAGAAUCUGUUCAUGGCGAACACCGGAAAGCCUUCGACGGGCAUGAAAGGUAUGCUGGAGUCGCUGGAGAUGCCUUUGGAGGGCCGACAUCAUUCUGGUUUGGAUGACUGCCGGAACAUUGCCAGGAUCCUGGCGGAGCUGCUUCGGCGCGGCACCAUUCAGGCCUUUGCCCAGCCGCGCGGCCUGCCUGGAGGACGCUUGCGAGGUGCCCGGCAAGUGGCUGCGGCUUGUCUUUGGCGCUUCCUCUCCAGGCCAGACCUGCAGCCAGCCGGCCAGCUGUGGGGAGGGUUCCCUCUUCCCCAAACUUGGCGCAAGCUUCUGCGGGAUUUUCGUGAGCCGGCGCCUCAGGCGAGCAUGCUGACCCACGCCAGCAAGAAGGCGAUGAAGGGCUAUGCGUGAUCGGAGCUAUGAUUGAGCCCGAGCUCCUGCGUGCAAAACUGCAGAGCGGAAGCUGUCGUGGCGAAGUUGCCC